CGAAGGAACCCCUUUAUUAAUCUCCCACAAGGUAUUACGUACAUCGCCAGAAAUCAAGAGGACGCUUGUUAUUGAUUCAUAUAGCGUUGGAUCGUCGCGGAUAGUAGAAUUCAAUUUCUUUGCUGCAGGUGUCCUGAAGCCACAAGUCGUCUAGAUCAUGGUUAUGACACUGAUCCGCUAUAAUCGUCCCAAACCUGCCAAAACUUUUCCUCCAUACAAUACGAGCGGUGAGUGGGCAUCCCGUCUUCCGGGCGCGUUUUGCAUUCCACCAUUGAGUCGACCCACGAGCGGCGUAAAUCCAGCGUUGCGACGGGGACCUUUGGAUCAGUUCCCCCCGCUUUCCCUUCCCGUGAGAACGUCGACGGGCGAUAAUGAAUCUACGAUCUACAACGGCCUCGACGAGUGGUUUAUACGCCAUAUCAAUGGGGGAAUAAAUCGGUGGAGGCAUAUAAAUGAUGGAACAUGUACAGAGUAUGGAUAUAGCUUCAUGCUUGGUCGGGUGCGACUUUUGUCAUCAAUUCCUUCGUACGACGCAGUAUUACCGGUACAAAGUAGGGCCGGCCCAGCCACCGACCCAUCCACUUUCUUCAAUUUCGCUUAGCGUCAUGAACCUCCCGAAAUCGCCGCCAUCAAUGAACGAAACGUAUUCAACUUUGUACCUGU
Messenger RNA from Sodiomyces alkalinus F11, 663 nucleotides. RefSeq lists its product as hypothetical. The coding region runs from base 158 to 601 and encodes 147 amino acids. NCBI's taxonomy places the organism in Eukaryota, Fungi, Ascomycota, Sordariomycetes, Glomerellales, Plectosphaerellaceae. The record is from RefSeq and is a predicted model, not a curated record. The transcript has a single exon.